This is a messenger RNA of Funneliformis mosseae, 534 nucleotides long. NCBI's taxonomy places the organism in Eukaryota, Fungi, Glomeromycota, Glomeromycetes, Glomerales, Glomeraceae. The record is from the annotation of a GenBank genome assembly.
AUGGAUAAACUAAGCAAUGAUAAGUAUGUUGUAUUGCUAAGAAGAGAACCAUUUCAAGAGUUAUUGCUGAUUCCACGUCUAAUGAUGAUGAAAGUGUUAACUACAGACAUUAUAAUAACGAAGCUUUGGUACAAGAAAAGGGAUUUUGAAAAGACUUCAAUUAACUAUGGAUCAUGGGAAACUGGACAAUCACAGAAUAAAUAUGCACAAGAAUGUCAUACGCAUGUUCAUUUGUAUUUUACUCCAGAGGCUUGGAAUGGAGUGAAGGAAAAAAUAAAAGAAAGGAAAAAAAAAGAAGAAAAAGAGAAAAUAGAAGAAAAGGAAAAAAUAGAAGAAAAGUUGGAUAUUUUAUUGAAAUUUGAUGCUAGGGAUCACCUUGGACCAAAUUAUUUACUUCAGGAUUGUGACGAGUUGGAAGAGAAAAGGUUACGACCAGCAGAACAUCUGCUUUAUGCUGAAAGCGAAGCAAUAAAAGGUAUAGGAAAAUCAGGUGAAUCCAAGGAAAGUUCCGAUAGUAAUAUUAUUGGUAAAUAG